Molecule: messenger RNA, 1555 nt
Organism: Contarinia nasturtii (swede midge)
Lineage: Eukaryota; Metazoa; Arthropoda; Insecta; Diptera; Cecidomyiidae
Product: protein MRG1-like
Exons: 10
Coding region: 116-1327 (403 amino acids)
Biological process (GO): regulation of DNA-templated transcription; chromatin organization
Cellular component (GO): NuA4 histone acetyltransferase complex; nucleus
Source: RefSeq, a predicted model, not a curated record
GUGUUUUGAUUGAUCGAGUUCUAUUGAAUUGCAAUAACAAAAGCGUUGUCAAAUCGCGAAAAUAUCAUUGAAUAGAGAGUAAAAAUCAUAACAGAAGGAAAAAACAAGUGUUAAAAUGAUAUUGAAGCCAAAGUUUCUGAAAGGUGAUAUUGUAACAUGUUCUUUACGCCAAAAGUUUGAAGCCAAAGUACUGAGGAGUCGACUUUUCAAUGAUGAUCAAAUCAAAUAUUUGGUACUUGAUGUGGAUGAGGAACUACAAAAAUUGAAUUGGUUAUCUAAUGAUGUACUCCGAGCCUCGAAAGCAGUUUGGGCCACUGAAAAGCAACUAGUCGUCAAAUAUCCGAAACAUACGGAUCUUAGACAAAUGGAAUCGAAAUUUUCAUAUGGCGAAAGAGUUCUGUGUUUUGACAAUUACCUGAACGGAUGGUGCGAGUCCAAAAUAUUAGAAUACUCUUUUAACGAGCACGUCCAAUAUUUUAUAAGUUAUGUACAGCAAAAUUACGACGAAUGGGUUACUGAGGAUCGGUUACUAAGAUUCUGCGAAGAUGUACCGAAACGACCAGAGCAAAUGUUUCAAAACGGUGAACAGGUCUUAUGUCAUUUCGAACCAUUUUUGUACUGGGCCACAAUAAUGGAAUGUGGCCAUUUUAAAGGCACCGUCGAUAAGAGUAAACAGUUCAAAUAUUCAAUACAUUAUAUUGGAUGGCGGAAAAGUUGGGAUGAAUGGGUUUCUGAAGACCGUUUAUUAAAAAUCACCGAUGAAAAUGUACAAAAACAAGAAGAAUUGAAUAUAAUCAAUGGUUGCAAAAGGAUUAAAAAAGAAUCAGAGACAGAUGCAAUAAAGACACCGGCCACACCAAAAAGACGUGGCCAUGCGCCAAAAUCAGCAUGUGACACCAAUAAUAAUCUUUCAACCAAAUUGAUGCGAAAAGGAAACGUCACACUGAGGGUUAAACGCGACAAAUCCGAAUUGAAUAGCCAUCACGAAGAAUUGAAUAUUCUAAAAGGUUGCAAACGGAUUGAAAAAGUAUCAGAGGCAGAUGCAUUGAAGACACCGGCGACACCACAAAGACGUACCCGUGCAAAUUCAAAAUCAGCAUUGUACACCAAUAAUAAUCUUUCACCCAAAUUGAUGCGAAAAGAAAACGUCACACUGAGGGAACCAAAGAACAAAAGACGAUCAAUUGAUUCAAUGAACGAUUCAAUUUUGACGCAGACAGAUAAAUAUAUCGAAAUUCCUGAAGAGAUGAUAUCAUUCGGCGAUGAAAGUAAUCAACUAGUUGAGAUUUCGGUCCGUGACAUCACCGAAUAUUUUGAAAAUUUGUAAAAAUUUCUUCGACAGAAGCAAAUCGAUAUUUUCACUGAACUUUUUUUCAGAAGAGAAAAAAGCGAGAAAAUUUAAUUAACGUAAUUUAAGAAAAAAUUGACGAAUGUGAUGAAAUUAGCCACACGAUUGUAAAUUGAAAAUGCCACUCUAGAGCCAACUUGGCAUGGAGAUAAAUUGGAAAUUAUGCGAAAAGCGGUAAAAAGUGCUAACGUACUCUAAAAAUAGAAA